AUGGAUUUACGGAGGCUUUGCGCGGCUAUACUGUGUUUAAAUUCAAUCGUUGUAGUCUUUUUCAACCAUCCAGCUACCGUGACAGCUAGUGAUAUAGUCAACGACGACGAUUCCGCUCCGAAGAAGCCUGGUUGCGACAACGAUUUUGUACUGGUAAAAGUUCAAACUUGGGUUGAUGGCAGAGAGAAUGCCGAGUUUGUUGGCGUUGGUGCUAGAUUUGGCACUACUGUUGUAUCGAAAGAGAAAAAUGCAAUCCAAACUCGCCUUACUCUUUCAGACCCUCGGUAUUGUUGCAGUCCGCCAAAGAACAAGUUUAGUGGAGAUGUCGUCAUGGUGGACCGAGGUCAAUGCAAAUUCACAACCAAGGCAAAUGUUGCAGAAGCUGCUGGUGCUUCAGCAGUCCUCAUUGUAAAUAACCAAAAAGCCGGUAGCCUCUAUGGAGCGCCAGAACCAGCCAUUUCACAAUCUGUUGAAGAAAUAACGAAGCUAGCCCUUCCUGGGCAUUUAUCAAAUUUUAGCCUUUUAUUGUAA
Ilex paraguariensis (yerba mate) is the source of this 531-nucleotide messenger RNA. The record is from the annotation of a GenBank genome assembly. Lineage: Eukaryota; Viridiplantae; Streptophyta; Magnoliopsida; Aquifoliales; Aquifoliaceae.